UGAAUUUUGAAUUUAUUUAUUUUUCUUCACUUUCUAUUUUUAGUUUUAGUGAAAUAACAAUAACGCGUUAAUAAUAUACUUAUCUUUGUUUUCAAUGUGUAUGUAUCGUACUGAAGUUGAACAAGAACAUUUAGGCAUAUAAGAUGUCAUUGGAAACUGCAAAACCUAUUAGUAAACUGCAGAUUUAUGCUGUACAGAUUUUAUUUGCAGUCUCUAUUUCUGUAGGAUAUCAAGGUGUUAGCUUCGAUGGCGUCGACGAUGCACAGAAGUGGCUGCUGAUUAUUGCGCGCUACACGGUGUACCUAUAUUUAAUACGGGGCACCGGAGUUUUGGUCGCAUUGUCGCACAACGCGUUCCGCUUUAAGCAGCCCUUAAACUUCCACAAGCUGUACAGACAGCACCAGAAGGACUGGCUUAUAUUCGCCGGGGCACUCGCCACGCUGGUAUUCUGUAAACAGAAGGUGUUUGGACCGGACUUCGUGUUCUUAUUUGCGGCCAAACUCGUCACUGAUUAUACUGAGAUGGAGAAACAAUCGAAGACCGUGACGUACGGCACGGGCAUGGCGUGCAGCUUCUUCGAGGGCUACCUGACGCACGUCAUUCCCAGCGAUGGGCACCGCUUCGUGGGCUUCGCGGAGAACAUCCGCGUGUUCGAGCAGAACGAGGGCGUGGUCUUCCCCGUCAAGAGGCUGUUCAUCGUGGUCACAAAGAGCCUGUACUGCCCGCCUGAUCUCAAGCUCUUCAACAAGGACAGGCCUGGCCUGUCCUACAUUGAGGCUUGCAAGGUUAGUGAUCGCCCUUUAAAUGAUUGGUGCGCCGACGCUGCUUAG
Ostrinia furnacalis (Asian corn borer) is the source of this 830-nucleotide messenger RNA. RefSeq lists its product as uncharacterized. The record is from RefSeq and is a predicted model, not a curated record. Bases 144 to 830 code for a protein of 228 amino acids. The transcript has 7 exons. NCBI's taxonomy places the organism in Eukaryota, Metazoa, Arthropoda, Insecta, Lepidoptera, Crambidae.